Messenger RNA from Chroicocephalus ridibundus (black-headed gull), 3216 nucleotides. RefSeq lists its product as uncharacterized. Lineage: Eukaryota; Metazoa; Chordata; Aves; Charadriiformes; Laridae. The record is from RefSeq and is a predicted model, not a curated record. The coding region runs from base 1 to 945 and encodes 314 amino acids. The transcript has 9 exons.
AUGGGGUGGGUAGGAGGCGGCGGUGGUGGCGGUGGUUCUGCGUUCCUCGGGCCUUCCCGCUGUCUUGGAGACAGCGCAGCUGUCGAUCCAGGGGCGCUCAGUGAUAAAGCAAUUUCAGCAAGAGGACGAAGACACAGGCUUUAUUUUCUACCUCUGGCUACAAGCUAUCAGACAUUUGAAAAACGAGACAUCUUUACUAGGAAGAGAACGGAAAAGAGACGCAACUCAGGCUAUCAGGAUUUCUCAAGUGCUUCUGCAAUGCUGCUCCGCUCAGGCCGCAGAAAGCCAUAUGAAGUGUCUCUCCAUAAAAGGCACCCUGUUAAGGGUAAAUCUCUGCUCAGAACUGUGAAAAAAACUUCCGGAAAUUCAGAUCCAAUUUUCAAAGUGCAAAAUUGGGAAACAGGGUUUAGUCUGCGAAAAACACUGAAAUGCUAUAUACUGACUGAAGAUUCAAAAACAGUGCAUUUUGACAUAGAUGAAGAUGGUCAUCACGAAAUAUCAACCAAGGAUUCACAAUCCCAUGAAGAUAUUGCGUGGUUAAGCGUGUUCACAAGGAAUGAACCAGCAGUAACUGAUUCUAAAAAUUUGGUGAUCCUCACGCAGAGGUCAAAACUUAAUGAAUUUGUCCUGUUGUGCAAGGGUCAGAAACAGCUAUCUCUGAAGGUCUUAAAAACAUCCUGUUCAGAGCCAGAUUAUCCUUCAGUGGAAAGAUGCAACAUGAAAACAUGUGAGCAUGAAGAUCCUGACUUCAAACAGCUGAGUGAAGAUAAUCACUUCUUCAUCAUGCAUUACCAAGGAGACUCAGUACAGUUCCAGUGCUAUGAAGACAGAAGUUACUACUUGUAUGUGAAUGACGACUCACUCGAUAUUCGCAAGCCGGAAAAUAAAGAACCCAACGAGGACAAAAAUUUUUACUUUAGGGUGUCAUAUUUACAGGAAAAGUAACUUGUCUACCUUUCAGUGGCCUAAGUGUCCAUACAGCUAAUGGAAGAGAAGGAACAUUGAGAUCAACUUAUUUCCAUUUUGGUUUUUUUUGUUGUUUUUUUUUUUAAUUUCUUAAGUCACCAUUUUGCAUGAGUAACAUCCUUUCUUUCUGUACUUUCAACAGGACAAGAGAAAGGCUAAGUUUGAAAAGCAUACUAACUGAUCAGUCUUUUUAUGUCUUACCCGCACAAGUAUGGUUUUAAGGACCUGAAUUCUUCUGGAAGGGGAAAAAUACACAGGGGAUAUUUGAAUAUAGGGGAUAAAGAAGGAAGAAUACGUGGAUGUGAAAUACAAAGCACAGUUAGUUUUUCGUGUGGUAAACUUUUUAAAAAAUGUCUCUUACGAGAAGAAAACAUGUAGAAGUUAUUAAAUGCAUAUGUGCAUGUCCUGACUGACUGACUGACUUUGGGAAAGCAGCGGAAAGGGUGUCUCAGGUCUAACCGAGAAUGAAAGAAGCGGCUGAAGAUUAGUCAGACGAUCUCUCUGCCCCUGCAGCUCCCAGUCAGACUAUAUACUCCAUUAUGCAAUUUCAGCAUCCACCCAUCACGGCAGCUCUCUAAGAAAAUGUACUCGGAGCGUGAGAGUCACAAAUGCCGGCAGAGGAAGGGCGACACACUGAACUGACGGGGCGUUAACAGAUGCCAGCGAACACCGGCAGAAAAUUACCCUGACAUAUCGGCUUCCACCUCUGAAUCACAGAAGGAAAUGCAAUCAUGUGUUCAGCUGCAAAGCAGAGUGCAGAACAACAUCUGAAAAAUAAUUAAAUGUUCAAAAUGACUGAAUGAAAUAAACACUAGGUGCUUACGUCAAGCAAGAUGGAGGGGCAGUGAGAGUACCCACCUUUUAGCAACAGGGUCUGUCAGUGGGAAAUGAAAUAUGCUCACACUUAAAAGUCCACAGACCGUACUCUGCAAGGCACAAAACACUUGAAAUACAAGGGGAGACAAACCAAAAUUGUACACAGGACCACUAGGUGUUAAAGAUCUGUUUCUCUACUGCUGCGCAUGGAGUCCCACUGUGAUUUAGUGGCAAUUUUCACUGAUGCAAGUCAUUUGGGCACGUAUGCGUAUAAAUGAUACCUAUGCCAAGAGAUUAUCACUUAGUUGCAGUGGAACAACCUACAAGCUACAUAGCACCUGUAGGAAUUGUUCUGUGCAAGUAUAAUAAACAAUGCAUACCUGAAAUAAGAAUCCUAACGUCAGUCAAUCACGCCAAUGCACACUAGAGUAAGGCAAUUAUCUAUAGUAGACCAAACUCCAAAGGUCUGAGAGACCUUAGAAGAUUCUUUUUCCCCCUACUGUCAGUGUGGAGUUUCACUGCUGGGCUUGGUGUAUUAUUCAAGUAGUGAAAAUCAUUCUGUUGCUUCCAAUGCUGACUGAACAGAAGAGAGCUUUUGAGUAUUCCCUAAAUAAUAUUUACAACUUCUGGAUCUGUUAAGAGUUCAGUGAAGUCAGUAGGAGGAAAAAUGUCCCAAACUCUAGAUAUUGACUUCAGCAUAUAUUACACUAGAAUUAAAGUAUUUUAGCACUAUCUAUUAUGUUGCACAAGAAAUAAAUGCAAUUAUUUAUCAACUACAAUAAUUUCACUAACUGAUACACUAACACUUCAUAACCAUACAUUAUUAUUGGCAAUGUGAUCACCUUACUAAAUUACUGAACAUCCUCUCUAGAUGGUAUGUUGAUGAAACAACAACAACAACAACUCAUCAUAAAUCUCAUACAAAGCACACUAAUGAAAUCAGCAUUGCUGUGUCAGCAAAAAAGUAAUUUUGAAUUUUGAAUCUAUUUUAUCAUUAAAACUUAAAUUACAGUUAUAUGCAGAAUUUUGUACUUUUACCAUCUACCUUAAAAAUCAGAUUUUUUUUUAAAUUUUAAGGACAAAAGCUCUUAUGGAAAGCAGCAGUGGUAUCUUUGUAAAGUUUUAGAUUUGAGAUAUAAGAUAAAAAUGUUAUUUGACAAUAUUUCUCAGAAAACACAAUAAAUUCAGCCAGCUUUGUAACUAUAAAUGUUCAUAGAAAAACAAGUUUACAAUUUCUGGAUCCUAAUCUUUCCUGGAUUUCUAUUUUGCUCAUACAAACUCUUCAAACUGACACUUUCAAAUUCCCACUAAUCUGAGUGUCUCAUAAGUGGCAGAUAAGGUUUUAUUUUGUGAGGUGGAAAGCAUGUAGAAAUUUUAUUGAAAAAUAGGAAAUUAAAGUCAGUGAGUCUUUUAGAAAAAUAUAGCCUCUAACAC